AAUUUAUGCAACCCCAAAAUAAGCCGCCUGGUACGUUUACAUACGCGCGUUUCUCUUUAUAAGCAAUCGAUACUAUCAGCGGUGCAAUUAACGCGUUUCACCUAGCUGUUUCACUCAUAAACUCCAAUUCCCAUCAUGCCUAUCGCAGGAUCACGUCGACAACGAUGCUUGAACAUACAAAGCAGCAGGUAAACAAGUCCGUUCGAGCUGCUGUAGCGAUGCUCAGUAACGGCGAUUUCCAAGCGUUUCGCUCGUCGCGGGAUGACGGGGGUUUCCUAACCGAGGCGCAAAGGUGAUUAUGUAAAUGUUGUCGUUUGCGAUAGUUUGUUCGACGCGGUUUAAUGGAUUGCUCCAAUUCUCGGCAAACUGGGAAAUAUCUGAACCGUGACGCUGGUGUUUCGCUGCGUUUCUGCAAUGGUGCUCUUCAGUCGCGCGGUGCGUGUACGCGCUCACGAACGGGACAUUGUGGAGCACAGCUGAGAGCUUCAAAACUGCGCCUGUACACUUCAUAGCGUUUAAUGCGAUGGGACCCAUCCUGCAGGAAAGAACUGCGUCUGCGACACUGAAGAAGGUGCCAGGCAAGGAGAAGGUUAGAAUGAAAAAUGCAGAAAACACUGGGAUCGUUGCCAGCAAUAAUAAGAGGGGAGGAAACGUGAACCAGAAUAAGAAACCUCUUAAAAAAACUGUGCCCUUGCAUCCAGGGCAAGAGAAGGAUCAUCUGCCCAAAGCUGAAAUUCUCCAAAAUGGCAUUAAACCAAAGAAAGCUAGGAGUCCGACUGGUGGCACUUGCAAGUUGCGUGGCACACAGGGAGAAUCAGACCUACGGCCACCACGUCCCAAACUCUCUUGUCCCGAGCAUGGACAGGAGAGGCAGAAAAUCCAGCUGGAGCCUCAGUCCUGUAAAGAGAUGGUUCAGAGCCAAGUGACCUUGGAGAAGAGCCGUCGCGCUCUGUCGCUCCCCUUGGCUCCUCAGCCAGUGCUGCAGCAGUUCACCCUGCAGCAACAAAUCCCAGACCUGGACUCUCUCCGCCUCCUGGAGCACAAGGAGGAUGACACGGACAGCGCCAGCGACCUGUCCGACUCCGGGCGGCUCCCUGUGCUGCCUUCCCCUUGCACUCCUCCUCAGCUCAACCUCCGAGCCGAGGUGAUCAACUCCAUGGACCUGCAUCCUCACAUACCUGGACCCAGGUCGGUGGAGAACGAUGAAGUCCGGUACAGCUACCCAGACUUCCUGCCUCCUCCGUUCAAUACCUGGAGCCUGAGGCAGCUCGCCAUCUUCCUCAACACCGAAGGCAAGCGGGCUCCCCGGCCGAAACCUGUAGGGCAGCUAGAGAAGUAUUUAGAGCGGCUCCUUCAACUGGAGUGGCACCAGAUCCAAACCAUACAGGCAGAGAGCGGAAGGCACAUUGUUCCCAUCAUCCGAACAAGAAGUCACGCAGCCAGUGUCCUAGUCAACGGCAACCGUCCUAGGCCUCAUACUGCUCCUCCAACGCGCCUCAGCUCCCCGAAAAGCUUCCGGCAGGGUCAACGAGCCUUCUUCUCUUCACUGGCCAGCCCAUCUUCCACCCAGCUGUCCCGUCCCGUUUGCCCUCACUGCCACAUCCGCUAUCCGCUCUGCAACGGCACCUGCUCUUCGUACGCCUAUCAGCGGCAUUCCCGUCUCAGCCCCCUUCUAGAGCGCAAAGCUCCCCCUGCCAGCACCCAAAAGAGAAGCAGCAGCGAAAGCCGCGCUUCCACCUCCGAAAACCGCACCACUUCUAAAAACCAGCAACCGGUCAGUCCUCAGGCGACGAAGGCUCACCAGAAGAACAUGCAGGCUGCGGGAAACAUGCGCAGGGCGUCCCAAGAACUUAACGCGAACGGCAAAACCCAUUCUUCGGUCAGGAAAGGAAAGGCUGCAAGGUCUAACGAGGCGGAUAAACAGAAAGAUCCACUUGGAGCAAAAUGCGGAGGGGUACCUGUCGGUACGAAACGUGAAGGUGGUGGUCCAGGGAAGAAAAUGGUGAAGGAUGGUCCGAGAGUUGAGGCGGGUGAAGUACGGUUGAGAUCUGGUACUAAAAGAACGGUCACCGAUGGCUGCGAAGCUAAAGCGACGUCAGCUACCAAGACUACUGGCAAAGUGAAAAAUGCUCAGUAUGCAAAGUAGUUAGUGCACCUUUCACGCAAUUUUCAGUUGCCUCAAAAACAUAAUUUCGCGUACUGUAAAAAAAGAGCUAUUUAAGGCAUAAUAUUAUCCCCGCAGUUAACGGUAGUUGUUUGUGAAAAGGAUAUAAGCGCCGUCACAUUGGCAAAAGUUUUGGCAAAAUUUCAAGGGGAAAGUCACUUUUAGCUUUCUGCCGGUCAACACGGACCAAUUUAAAAAGUGAACAGGAUCGCAUAGAUUCCAAUUAACCUGAUUAACCAUGAAAAUUUGCCAGACUACUGCAAAUGCGACCACACUUAAAAGGUAUCCUUCUCUUUAGAAAUCAUGCCUUUUCAUCGUCAUAUUGUUUCAGUAGAACUUUAAAGUGCAUUUCUUGAAUAAGAUCUGUUUAUUUUAUCUGCCUAAGUAUACAAAAGCAGGUUAUCUUUACAUACUGUACGCACAAAUCCUCUAUGAAGUCAAUGUACUUAAAUCUAGUGUGCAUGUACAUAUCUCUUAUUUGAGGGAGGUAUGGCUGAGAAUGUCAGCGUGUGGCUUUGUCUAGUAAGCACUAUUGGUCAAAGAAUGUAUAUUUUUUUGAGAUGAAUAAUGAAUGUUUUGUAAUGACUGUGUAUUUUUGUAAAGUGCUAUUUACAAGGACUUCUUUUCUUGUUAUUUAUCAAACCAAUGAGUUGACCUUUAUUAAGUUAAAUAAGAAUGUCUUAUCUUUGAAUGUUUUGAAACUCAUUACUUAGGUUUUCGAUGAGUUAGAUGUAGUUGAGUUGUGAGUUGUUAGGAUUGCUUUCGGUAGUUUUGUGGUUUGUUGCUGGAGAAGGACCCGAGCUGUAAACUGUUAAGAUAUCAUGGUCGAGGUUAUCUUUGUUUACUUAUUGAGAACCUUUCAGGUUAUUACAUUGUAAUUCAUGUCUCUAAAUAUAGCAUGUUUUUAUUUUUGCAGGAACAAUGAUGGUAGUGGUUUUGUAGUUUUAUAUGUACUGUAAUGCAUUGUCGAGGCACUUGAAUAUGACUUGAAAGCUGGUACAGGUUGAGGCCAUACAGUACGUGGUACCACAUUUCCAUACUUGAUGUGCUGUAUGUAGCACCAUUUCAUCUUGGAUGUUAUGUACUGUGUCAAGUUUCCUUAUCAGGCAAAAAAAACACACAAAAAUCUACUUUUGUCCAAUCAUUGUCAGAUUGUGCUUUUAUUUUGCUGGGAGUUUUUGGUAGAGUUGAAUGCAGCUAUUUUUAUGAGAUACAAAAUAAACAGUUUUCAUUACAUCAAAAA
Puntigrus tetrazona (Sumatra barb) is the source of this 3407-nucleotide messenger RNA. RefSeq names its product family with sequence similarity 217 member Ba (gene fam217ba). NCBI's taxonomy places the organism in Eukaryota, Metazoa, Chordata, Actinopteri, Cypriniformes, Cyprinidae. The transcript has 4 exons. Bases 524 to 2146 code for a protein of 540 amino acids. The record is from RefSeq and is a predicted model, not a curated record.